ACGAGUCGGCAUUGUCAAGCGGCGGCAGCGCGCGGGCCAGAGCUAGGCGGCGGGUGCUGGUUUCCGUGCUGCGAGGGUCGCGGAGGGGGGGACUUAGCCGGAGCGACUCCGUCGGCUGACGGAGGCGAGGUCCGGGCGGCGCGAGUUUGAACGCAGCCGAGCCCGCGGCGCCUUCCCCGGCGGGUGGGGACGAGCGGGCCCCGCGGCGGCGUCAUCGGUGGCGAGGAGUCGGCGCGGCUUGGUCAACCAUGUCGGAAGCGGGUGAGGAGCAGCCCAUGGAGACGGCGGGCGCCACCGAGAACGGACACGAGGCCGCCCCCGAGGGCGAGUCGCCGGCCGGGGCCGGCAGCGGGACCGCGGCGGGGUCCGGAGGCGGAACCGCGGCGCCGCCGAGCGGCAACCAGAACGGUGCGGAGGGGGACCAGAUCAACGCCAGCAAGAACGAGGAAGACGCGGGAAAAAUGUUCGUUGGUGGUCUGAGCUGGGAUACAAGCAAAAAAGAUUUGAAGGACUAUUUUACUAAAUUUGGAGAGGUCGUUGAUUGUACAAUAAAGAUGGAUCCAAAUACUGGACGGUCUAGAGGGUUUGGGUUUAUCCUCUUUAAAGAUGCCACCAGCGUGGAAAAGGUCCUAGACCAGAAGGAACACAGGCUGGAUGGCCGAGUCAUUGACCCCAAAAAGGCCAUGGCUAUGAAGAAGGACCCUGUGAAGAAAAUCUUCGUAGGAGGCCUGAAUCCUGAAGCCACUGAAGAGAAGAUCAGGGAAUACUUUGGCGAUUUUGGGGAGAUUGAGGCCAUUGAGCUUCCAAUGGAUCCCAAGUUGAAUAAAAGACGAGGUUUUGUUUUUAUCACUUUUAAAGAAGAGGAGCCUGUGAAGAAGGUUCUGGAGAAAAAAUUCCACACCAUCAGUGGAAGUAAGUGUGAAAUCAAGGUGGCCCAGCCCAAAGAGGUCUAUCAGCAGCAGCAGUAUGGCUCGGGAGGCCGUGGCAACCGCAACCGAGGAAACCGAGGUAGCAGCGGCGGUGGCGGAGGUGGAGGUCAGAGUCAGAGUUGGAAUCAGGGCUACGGCAACUACUGGAACCAGGGCUACGGCUACCAGCAGGGCUACGGGCCCGGCUAUGGCGGCUACGACUACUCGCCCUAUGGCUAUUACGGCUACGGCCCCGGCUACGACUACAGUCAGGGUAGUACAAAUUACGGGAAGAGCCAGCGACGUGGUGGCCAUCAGAAUAACUACAAGCCAUACUGAGGUGGCAGCAGGAGCGGCCGGCCGACUGACCGCACACGCUUUGUUUGGAUACGGAGUAAACACAAUUAUGUACCAAAUUUAACUUGGCAAACUUUCUAUGGCCUACCCCUGUGCAUCUUAUUUAAAAAUUUCCCCCUGGAAAUCACUCUCCUGUUUACUAUUUGCAGCGCUCUAGUUUUAGGCAGCGUGUGGUGUCUCAAGAGGCCAGGGUGGCAAUAGGGGCUGACUCUGUUACCGGGUCACUCAGCACCAGAUUGGAAGGUCUGCUUCCUGCUGCCGCUCUGCAGCCUAGACCUGUGGGCCCUGGUUGUAAGAGUCAACUGUAUCUUAGGAAACCAGUGUCACCUUUUAUUCACCUUUUAAUUUUAUAUUAUUUGUGUCAUACAUUUCCUGUAAUGGAAGUGUUAAUUUUACUGUACUUUUUGGUACCUUUGGGAAUCUAAUGUAUUGUAAGGUAUUUUACACGUGUCCUGAUUUUGCCACGACCUGGAUACUGAAGCUAUCCAAGCUUUUGAAAUAAAAUUGUAAAAACCCCCAA
Molecule: messenger RNA, 1785 nt
Organism: Cavia porcellus (domestic guinea pig)
Lineage: Eukaryota; Metazoa; Chordata; Mammalia; Rodentia; Caviidae
Gene: Hnrnpab
Product: heterogeneous nuclear ribonucleoprotein A/B
Exons: 8
Coding region: 249-1247 (332 amino acids)
Biological process (GO): regulation of gene expression
Cellular component (GO): nucleoplasm; chromatin
Molecular function (GO): RNA binding
Source: RefSeq, a predicted model, not a curated record